UUGGUGGACCUUAUGGUAACGUGAAGUGUAUAAACGCUACUCAUCAUCGAACGCUAACAACAACCUCGGAUGCGAGGUGUCGACACUCUUCGAACACCCGGCGCGAAAAAUGUCGACAUCUUCGUUCUCCUCUUCUCCUACGUUUUUCCCCCCAAGUUUGUACUUUAUACUCCCCAUCGAUCUAUCCCCGAAGAAACGUAACCUACCUUAGCUGUGUCGUAGGAGAGAUAAAACUCACCCGCAUGGAGAUCGAGGGCGAGUGCCGCGGCGACGCGGCGACGCUGCCGCUGAAGCUCGCGGCGAUCGCGGCGGCGAUCGCCGCGGGCGCGGCCGGAGUGGCGAUCCCGCUCGCGCGGAGGCAGCGGCGGCUCGUGAAGUCCCGCGGCGGCAUCGGCGGCGGCGGGGGGCUCGCCGUGGGGAGGGCGAUCGCAGCGGGGGCGAUCCUCGCGGCGGGGUUCGUCCACGCGCUCCCCGCCGCGUCCGCGUCGAUCGCGGCCGCGGCGCCGCGCGGCGGGAUCUGGUCCGAGUUCCCCCUCGCGAAGUUCGCGGCGAUGGUCGCGGCGCUCGGGACGCUCGCGAUCGACCUCGCGGGGACGAGGCGCCACGACGAGGGGAGGGAGGAGAAGGGGAACCAAACGGAGGCGGUGAGAUUGGUGAUCGGGUCACCGGGUCCCGGUGAGCGUAGCGGGGUGAUCCGCAUCGUCGGGGUCCACGCGGGCGCCGCGGCGCACGGGGACGAGGAGGACGCGUCGCACCCGCGCCACGACGUCGCUUCGGAUCAUAUACCGGGGCUCGGGAUCGCGUCGCGCUCGGUGAUAAUCGGGUUGUCGCUGGGGGCGUCGCAGAGCCCGUGCGUGAUCGGGCCGUUGAUUAUUGCCUCGACAUUUCACCAGUUUUUCGAAGGGUUUGCUCUUGGCGAUUGCAUCUCUCAGGCUUUGUUUGAUAGACUCAAAGAGGUGCUCAUGGCCUUCUCAUUUACCGUCACAACCCCGGCCGCGAUUGGUAUUGGGCUCGUGGUUGCAUCAACCUACAAUCCCGACGGCCUGACAGCCCGCAUCGUUGAGGGAAUUUUGAAUUCGAUCACCGCAGGCAUCUUGAUCUACUUUGCUUUGAUCAAUCUUAUUGUUGCCGACUUCCUCGGCAACCAGCGGAGAACGACCGACGAUGGCAACCGCCAUCUGAUUUGGUGCUACAUCUCCCUCUUCUUGGGUGCUGCGCUUGUGUCCCUGACGGCUUUAUGGGACUGAUUGGGCCCAUACAGGAAGACUUCUUAUCACAGGUUUUUCUAAUACAGGCCAUUACAUUUCACUCGUUUCCCAUUAUUAUUUGUUUCACAACUUGUAAAUUGUUGUGUGUGAUUGUUUGGUUUAAAUUUGGAAGAUUGCAUGAUAUUUGUUGUAACAUCAAUACUUUCUUAGUUCACUUUGUUCGAUUAAGGAAGAAAAUGGCUUUUUUUAAUACUAUGGAAUAACAGGAAGUAGUUUUCUA
This is a messenger RNA of Ananas comosus (pineapple), 1488 nucleotides long. RefSeq names its product zinc transporter 10-like. Gene Ontology annotation, molecular function: zinc ion transmembrane transporter activity. Gene Ontology annotation, cellular component: plasma membrane. Gene Ontology annotation, biological process: zinc ion transmembrane transport. The transcript is spliced from 4 exons. The coding region runs from base 243 to 1247 and encodes 334 amino acids. The record is from RefSeq and is a predicted model, not a curated record. Lineage: Eukaryota; Viridiplantae; Streptophyta; Magnoliopsida; Poales; Bromeliaceae.